This is a messenger RNA of Harmonia axyridis, 1082 nucleotides long. RefSeq lists its product as uncharacterized. The transcript is spliced from 5 exons. Bases 342 to 1043 code for a protein of 233 amino acids. Lineage: Eukaryota; Metazoa; Arthropoda; Insecta; Coleoptera; Coccinellidae. The record is from RefSeq and is a predicted model, not a curated record.
AGCACCCAAAGGGCUUUUUUGAGUGCUCGUUCCUUGAAAACAUGUCUCUCAUCAUUUGCUGCUGGCCUUAACCACGGUGGGGGUCUUUUGGCUAUUGUAUUGAUGUUCAACUCAUACUUGAAGAACGGUUCAAAAUAAACUAAAUCUCAUACAGAAAAUUAGGAUCAAAAACAAAGAAACAACCCUGAAAAUAAAUAAAUAAUUCAUAAUAUGCAGAAGAGAGAAGUGUCAAAUGGAAAUUCAAACUUCAUUCGAAAAUAUGGAAGAAAAAGAAUUCCUUGUCGUGACGUCUCGUGUGUCAAAAACCAUAGUUUUUUUCUAUACAUCAACUUAUAGUCAAAAUGUAUUUCAUACUAAAAUACAUGGACUAUCAUGAAUUCAGACAACAAUCUGAAUUAGAUCUCCAGCCACCAUCUACGAUUCAAAUAGGCAUCAGACAAAAAUCAGAUGAAUCAAGCCCUACCAAAAUGAAAAGUCGAAGUCAGACAUUAUCCAGUAUUAAACAAAGUACUUCUGUUAGUACAGCAAAUGCCCUUUCUACCGAUUUACUUCCUCAACCCAUGCUUCCUGAAAACAAGGAAGUGUUGAUAAAUCCUGAUUGUUACUUGGGAUCCAUUCUAGAUUAUAUAUGUGAGGUUGCUACUGUACCAAGGAAUCUACAUUUCUCUAUGUGUACAGACUCAACCGAUCUGUUGAAUGUUCAUGAUGCACCACUUAGUACCCCAGGACUUGAAUUCUUCAUCCCAAAAGAAACGUAUUAUGUGAUGUUGAAAGAUUAUGAUCUUGAUGGGAACGAAGUAAAUUAUCCACUACUUUACAAGAACAGUGAAGUAUAUGCAUAUUUUAUGUCCAAAUUCAACAAUGGAUUACCUGAGCGACAAGAACCAAAGAUAAGUACUACUAGUUCCAUAUCCAAUGUUAAAUUGAAAUCUAAAGAAACAAUAAGAUCUAAGGAAACUGUCAAAUCGAAAAGAAUCAAAAGUGCGACUACAAACAAAGAAGGUAAAACUCAGCCAAGCACAUUACCUCCAAUUAAGAAGUGAAACUUGUACAAAUAUGAAUUAUAUCAUUUUCAAUGAGAA